Messenger RNA from Sabethes cyaneus, 432 nucleotides. RefSeq lists its product as uncharacterized. Gene Ontology annotation, cellular component: nucleus; site of double-strand break; DNA replication factor A complex. NCBI's taxonomy places the organism in Eukaryota, Metazoa, Arthropoda, Insecta, Diptera, Culicidae. Bases 50 to 394 code for a protein of 114 amino acids. Gene Ontology annotation, biological process: base-excision repair; double-strand break repair via homologous recombination; nucleotide-excision repair. The transcript is spliced from 2 exons. Gene Ontology annotation, molecular function: damaged DNA binding; single-stranded DNA binding. The record is from RefSeq and is a predicted model, not a curated record.
CAGCUAAUCGUUCUUCAAGUUUUUUCGUGUAUUUAUUCCGCAAAUCAAAAUGGAAUUUGAGCCUCGUACAAUUGUUAAUGGUUCAACACUAAAACGACAUUCCGGCCAGUCAAUCAGCAUCCAUGUUUAUGUGGAGCGAGCGGACAAGGAUGGAACCAGUUUCAACGCUCGAUCUACCGACGAUGUUACGCUACAGGUUCACUUGAAUCAACCCCUAACCGCUCCAGUGCACGGUUGGGUCGAAGUCAUCGGUAUGGCCGGUUCGAAUAAUAGUAUACGGUGCAAAGAGAUUAUUACUUACCAAGGAACGUCGGAGCAGGAGUUUGACGUCGAGGGGCACAAUAUGUUGUGCAUGUUUCUUGACAAUUGCCGAGAUAUGUACCGAAUGGGAUAAAUUCUUUUUAAGUAAGCUUAAUUUUUUGUAAAAUGUUU